Molecule: messenger RNA, 477 nt
Organism: Dissoconium aciculare CBS 342.82
Lineage: Eukaryota; Fungi; Ascomycota; Dothideomycetes; Mycosphaerellales; Dissoconiaceae
Exons: 2
Coding region: 1-477 (158 amino acids)
Source: RefSeq, a predicted model, not a curated record
AUGGCAAUUUCGGCAUUGUCGACAUGGCCCUUAAUUUUGUUCGGGGUCCUUGAGCCUGCCGCAUUAAUAUACGCUUAUAUCACGGUCAUCGCCGAUCCAUUCCGCUUCUUCGCUGAUCAAGUCCCCCAUCACUCUCUUACACAAGCGGAUUUCAGCCCUCAAGCGUUGUCCAUGACAAUGCAGAUCGUGAACAUCUUCCUGCUCUUGGCUGCGAUAGGUAUCAUAUGCUGCUGGACCACGCAUGUCUCCAUCGUUCGUUGGUAUCUCAUUGCAGUCGCACUCGGGGAUCUGGGCCAUAUCUACGCUACUGCUGUUGGAAUGGGUCCGGCAGCUUUCUGGGAUGUGAAUGGAUGGAAUCAUAUCGUUUGGGGCAAUGUCGGUGCGAGCAUCUUCUUGCAUGUGAACCGACUGGCGACUUUAUUGGGCCUUUUUGGACCAUUGAGGGACGUUCCCACCACAUUGAAGCAAAAGAAAUGA